AUGGCCGCCCAAACCCUCGCCCCCAUCGCCCAAAGCGCCUUCUCCCAAGCCUCUGCCUACGACAAAAACCGGCCAGUCUACACCUCGACCGAAGCCGAUGCGCUUCUCACUCUGAUCGGACUCAAUGGCCGCCAUGGCGCACGCGUAGUCGAUCUCGGCGCGGGUACGGGCCUUUUUACUGAGGCACUGGCAGCGCGCGCCGAAGAGUUUGAUAUUGUUGCUGUUGAUCCGCAUGAUGAUAUGCGCGGGGAGUUGGAGGGGAAAGCGCUUCGAGGGGUGACGGUGAAGAAAGGGUGGGGGAGUGAGAUUGCGGUCGAGGAUGGGAGUGUGGAUGCUGUAUUUGCGGCACAGGCGUUUCACUGGUUCGCCAAUUUGGACGCUUUGAAAGAAAUCCGUCGCGUUCUCAAGCCCAAUGGCUAUCUAGCGCUUUUAUGGCAUGUCGAUGACUACAACGGAUUCCAAUCCGACAUCCCCACCACCGAAUGGGAACGCAUCAUCAAGGAGCACAUCUGGCAGCACGACGACAACGUACCUCGCUUCCGCCACGGGAAAUGGAAAGCCAUUUUCAAUGCACCUGGACAGACCUUUUUUGAGCAGCCAGUGGAGGAAAAGGACGUGCCGUUUACGUACUAUGCGGACGUGGAUGCGCUGUGGGGGAGGUUGAGGACGUACAGUCAGUUUACAAAUCUGGAGGGUGAGGAACUGCAGGCGUUGAGAGAGAAAUUUGAUGCAGCGCUGAGCUGUGACAAUGUCCCACGGAAUGAGGCUGGUGAUGUGGCCGUCCAUGGGAGGACGCAUUAUGUGUGGGCUAAGGCGAUAUAG
Molecule: messenger RNA, 822 nt
Organism: Talaromyces rugulosus
Lineage: Eukaryota; Fungi; Ascomycota; Eurotiomycetes; Eurotiales; Trichocomaceae
Exons: 5
Coding region: 1-822 (273 amino acids)
Molecular function (GO): S-adenosylmethionine-dependent methyltransferase activity
Source: RefSeq, a predicted model, not a curated record